AUGGGAAAUUCAAGUAAAAUCUGCUCUACUAACAAUAAAGCUGGCGCACCAUCUGUAUUUAUGGGUCAAACAACAUCGUCUCAGUCCACAUUUAAUACAAAUAAGCGUAGUUCGAGUUCAGAUAAUGAUGAUAGACGAGAAACAAUUCAACAAAAAUUAAUCUAUCCAAAAAGUUCUAAAAGAAUUCUUCAAAAUCGCUCACGAACUAAAAAUUCUUCUCUUGCGAUCACUACACUUCCGAUCGAUGUUAAUCGAAUUCGACAUAAUUCAACGGUGAUCAGUAUUCCAGAAUAUAUUCGAGAAUUAGAUAAAAAAAUACCGAAUACAAAUAAUAAUUAUUGUCACAUAUCACGUUUAUCCAAUAAACAUUCUACAAAACUGUGGAGUCUAUUGAAUCCUCAAACAAAUAUAUUUUGUAAUAACAAAGAUUCAUCGAUCAAUCCUGCUUCUGAAUGUCAUGCAGCUUAUUUAGUUAAAGUUUUAUCGGGUCUAUGGAAAGAAGGUAAAAUGACCGACUUAGUUAUUAUUGUUGGUGAGAAAAAAUAUUUGGCACAUAAAUUGGCACUGGCAUUAUUUUCACCAAAAUUUCGUCAAGAAUUUGAACAAUUAGAAAAAUGUGAACAAACAAAAUUGGGUUCGUCUGAUAUCGAACUGAAACUAUCGCGUAGUACACCACAAGCAAUUGAACAAAUACUAGUGUAUAUUUAUACGUCACGUAUCGAUUUGAGUCCGGAAAAUGUUGGAUGCAUCUUGACUGCUGCUAAAGAAUUAGAUAUUGAGAACAUCAUUCAUUUGGCUAAAGAAUAUCUGAAUCAUUUUAGUUUUGGUGAUGUUCUUCGAUACAUGUCUGAUCAGGGUACUUGGUCUAUUUAA
Didymodactylos carnosus is the source of this 873-nucleotide messenger RNA. The record is from the annotation of a GenBank genome assembly. NCBI's taxonomy places the organism in Eukaryota, Metazoa, Rotifera, Eurotatoria, Philodinida, Philodinidae.